GUUUACUCCGAGCUCUGAGUUAAGUUACUACAGAAAUGAGGAACAGAGCAUGAAAACUGGAGAAAAGCCCCAAGAAAAUGGUACCAGCAAGGAAAAGUAGACGGCAGAGCAAGCCACCAGCAAAAUUGCAAGACUUUGUAUAUGAAGAUGGUCGAGAGAAAGAGAAAGGUGCUACCACUCCAGAGAAGAAAAAGGUUGAAGCUACAAAACAGCCUAAGAAGAGAAAUCUAGCAAAUAGUGAAACUCCAGACAAGAAGCAAAUGGAUGAUUCACAAGAGCCAAGGAGAAGUGGAAGAACACCAAAAUUGAGUGAAAAGCUAAAGAGUUACUUAAAUGACAAAGGUGAUGCCAAGACAGAGGUUGAGUCAACUGUAAAAAAACAGUCCAAGAAGUCCUUAACAUCUCAUGGCUCUCCAACAGAUUCUAUUUACCUUAAAGAACCACAAGUAACACUGAAGAGACUGUCUGUCUCCUCAGGAGUCAAAAAUCUGAAGCCUCACUCAAAGAGUCAAAACUUGCUGAGAAAUAAGAGUCCACGUUUACCUUCCACUCCUGAGAGAAAUGUGAAAGGGAGUGAGAGACAGGUUUCAAGCAAGAGGAAGAAAAUGACCAAGAGAAAGUUAUCGGAAAUGGAAGGCAUUGAGGUGAUGGCCAAGCCUUCUCCCACCAACCCCCAAAGGUCCAUCUCAAAAACGAAGAAAACCAGGGUGGCAACCAAUGGGAGCUGUGAAAGACUGGCAAGUGAAAGUGAUGAGUCUCAGGAGAAAGAUGAGGAAGAAGAAGCACAAGAAGAUGAAGAUCAAGAAGAAGAAGGAAAACAAGAAGAAAGAAGAAGCAUUGAUUCGGUGAGGCAAAUAAACAAAGACAUGAUGACACAACUUCUGAAUUUUGGCGCUGAGAUUGCUGAAGCCAUGGCUAGUAGCAAUGAGAAGAUACUAGAAGUGAUUAACAAAGAAAACAAUUUGCUUAACCCUCUGCACACAUUCAAGAUUGAGGGAGAUGAAGAUUUUGAUGAAGAGGAAGCUGAUAAGAUUCUAGACUGGCUGGAAAAAGAGGAACUGCAGCGAGGAGCAUAUCGGAAAAAAAUUAUAGACUCCAUGCGGGCCUCACAUGAGUCUAACAUGAUGCUCUUUAACCAACUUCUAAAAAAGCUUCAGUCUUUAUCUUCAUCCCUGAGAUGUUGAUGGAUCGCAAAUUUUCUCUUUUCUUUUUCUCCUUUUUUUGAGUGUGUGAAGGUGUGUUUAUAAGUAUAAAAGUGUUUUUCUUUUUGUAUAUUGUAAUAUACUUUUUCUUUCCUAUUAUUUGAUCAAUGAAUAGAAGAUGUAGUGUGUUUUAUUAAAAACAUUUUUUCCUAAUUCUUAUAUUUCAAUAUUACUUUUCAUUUCAUAAUUAUCUUAUUUCAAGAAAAAUAAUUUCUAGUCUCAAAGAAUUAUAUAAGCAAUAAUUGAAAUUUUGUUUCUAUUGAAAUAUAGAAAAGUACAAAUAUAACCUAUGUGUAUAUAUUCUUU
Molecule: messenger RNA, 1508 nt
Organism: Penaeus indicus
Lineage: Eukaryota; Metazoa; Arthropoda; Malacostraca; Decapoda; Penaeidae
Exons: 8
Coding region: 78-1184 (368 amino acids)
Source: RefSeq, a predicted model, not a curated record